UCCGCUCCCUCCCCGCUGUGUCGGCAUCGGAGCUUCGGUACUCCUGAUCGCUACCACUGCUACUGAGUCGCCACGCCAGUGUCCAAUACCUCAUGCCUGCUGGCCUGCUCUGCCUUCUGUGAACCCGCUAACGAGGUAACGCGUCCGGGGCCGAGGGGCGGGGCCCUGCGCCCCCAAGCUCCCUAGGUGCUCGCCCCAGUGGGUGUAGCCCGGCCUCGCUGUGCCCCUCCGCCGCACUUCGGUCUCCUCUCGCUUCCUGCCACCCCAUUUCUGCCUGCUCCAGCGGCCCAUAGCUCCCUUCCCCCACUGCCAGAGCCUCAGAACCCCAAGCUAGUUGAGAUGUCUGAGGCGGCAGGAAAUCUCAAUAGCCUCCGCAUGGCAAAUGUGGCCCUGCGAGAAGAAUUAAAUGCCCUUCGUGGGGAGAAUGCCAGUUUGGGCCUGCAGCUAGGAAGAGCCCUGGCCGAGGUUAAUUCUUUGCGGAGCAAUGUCUCAAGCUACAUACGCUGGCCAGUGCCCAUAGUGCCUGUCCUUACUGAAGAGAACUUUGAGUUCCCGCUCAAUGAAAUUGACCCCACUCCCGAGGAAGAAGUGCCCUUCUUGUGCUGGCCUCCCCCACGCACGGAUCCAGAGUAUGUCUCAGAUGAUCUUUUGAUUAACGUGGUACAGGAUUACACCAACCCUGACGGGUCCACUGACCCUCCUCUGUCAGUCAGUUCAUCCCCCUCUGAGCUGCUGUGCCCUGUGUCCAAGGAGCCGCCCCCGCAGGCCCUUCUGCCACUCCUGGAGCGGCCCGACAUAGAGCCUUUUUCAGGCGACCCAGUCUAUCUGGCGGAAUUUCUGAUGCAGUUGGAGACCUUUAUAGCUGAUCAUGAGGAUCAUUUCUCUGGAGGUGCUGAAAAGGUGGCCUUUCUGAUCUCCUAUUUCACAGGGGAAGCUAGGGACUGGGCUAUCUCAGUUACCCAGGAGGGAAGCUCCCUGCAUGCCAACUUCCCGCUCUUCCUGGAUGAAAUCCGUAAAGAAUUCUGUGGCCCCAUCCCCCCGCGUGUGGCUAAAAAGGCCAUCCGCAAGCUCAAGCAGGGAGACUGUACCCUGGGCAGCUAUGCAGAUGCUUUUCAGUUUCUAGCCCAAUUCUUGCCUUGGGAUGACUGUCGCCUCCAAAACCAAUUCCUCAAAGGCCUGUCGGAAUUCUUCCGAAAGGAGCUUUUGUGGUCCACUGAAAUGGCUGACCUGGAUGAGCUGAUUCUCGAGUGUGUGGAAAUAGAAAGGAAGGUACGUGUACCCAAGCCAAUCCCACUUCCUGGGGUUCGCAAUGUCUUCUUCUCUUUUACUCCCAACCCCAAUGAGGAUGAAAAUGAAGAUGAGGAGCACUACUGUGAGGAUGAGGGUGAAGAGGAAAGUGGUAACAGGCUUUACCUGAAGGACAUGGGGCAACACAUGAGGGUUUUUCACCAGGAGAUGAGGGAAGAGGAAGAGGAGGAAGAAAUGAGGAAGGAGGAGGAAGAAAUAAAGGAUGAGGAUGAGGAUGAAGAUCAGGAUGAGGAGGGGGAUGACGAGGAGGAGGAAGAGGAGGAAGAGGAGGAGAUGAAACAGAAAGAGGAGAUGAGGAGGAUUAUGGAUGAUGAUGAGAAUGAGGAUGAAGAUGUAAUUGAGGUGGGGAGCGUGGAUCCAGAGCAGGAGCAAGAGAGUGUGGAGAUCCAUCACUCAGCCCACCAUCACUACCAUCACCAUUACCACCAUGGCUUACCAGAGGAGCUGAUGGAAAUGGAGGAGCCUGUCCUUGUGGACACUUCAACCCAGACUAGCUCCUCAAUUGGCUACCAUGCUGAGAAUUUCCUGGUCGUGUCACCUCCCAUAAUACAUUCCAGCCGACGGAGGAACCAGAAUCGAGUCCCACUUCUGGAGGGCCUUCCAGGUACCAAUUCGCCAUUUUAUAGCUCUCCACCACUGAUUCGCCGUGCAGGUCGCUUGGGUCAACGCCAAAUUCGAAGGCGCCCUCCAGUGCUAUUUCGCCUCACUCCAAGACAGGGGGGCCACCGAGCUGCUCGUGGCCGAAUUCGCGUGUGAAUGCAGGGGUGAGUUGGCCACCCAGAACACACCCUUCUAUUGCGUCCCCUGCCCCUGCUACUGCUGCCAGAUCUACCCUGACUACUGACCAGUCCUUAUAGGAGUUCCAGGCUUGCAGAACCUGAAGAAGACCUGCAGAAUUUCAGACCGUCUUGCAGCCCUGACCAGAGAGUGACAUAUGUCCAGCUAAAGUCACCUGGGAAAGGAGAAGUCAGCAGUAGCUGUCUUCUUGCCAUGUGUUUGGCUCAUUUCCACUACAAGCUGGAGAGCAAGUUUCUGGGCCUCAAUGAACUGGUCACUCCUUUGUGUCCCCCUCUAGUUGUUCCAAACCCUUGCCUCUCGUGACUUUCUCUGCCCUGUGUUCUACACUUUUAUCCUGAUUGGCUGACUGAGACUUCACCCAAUGCCUCACUGAUCUGCCCCAAUGAUUGAAAGGACAGGUUACACUGAACUCCCAAAGCUGCUGUGGCCACUCCCUAGAUAGAACUGAUAGCGAGCAGGAUGGAAUCAAGAAAUAUAUCUAGAAGCCCACACUUGUGUCAUGCCAUACUUUCAGCCAAAGGGUCUUGGAGAGAAACCUACAGUGAGAGUAUACAAAGCUGUAUGCCAAAUGGACACCUUGACUGAGACUUAUUUGCAUAUGGCUGACUAUGGCAGGCUGGAUCUAUUUCCAGUUUCUGCACUUACCUCCUCUCAAGACUCUUAUCAAGGCUCCUGGGCUAGUUUGGCCAAACAUAGGGCCUUCUAUAAUCAUACUGACCUCCUGGACACCCCUCUGCAGACAAAGCUCAACACCACGGUCUCCACUCUCUUUCUUGAUGCUGCCUAAAGGGGGUAGGCACUUGGGAGUGGGCAAGGAGGAGGAAGAGGCUGCACAAGUAAUUUUGACAUUCCUAAGGGUGACUCUUGCCUUAUGGACAGGGUCCUCCUCCUCCUGCCAGGCCUUGGACUGCAGCCCCCAGCUGAAAGCCUGUGGCAGGAGACUGUCUUCUAGAAGUGGUAGAAGUGGCUCUUGCUGUAGAGGGAAGCCACACUGAGAGAGAGAGAGAGCCCCCCCUACAACCUGCUCUGAGCUUCUUCCAAUUCUAAGGAUUCUUAGAUCUGAGGGGAGAGAGGAAGGUUGGUGCUAGAAACUGCAUCACUGCAGCCUUGUGGCCACAUACAUUCAUGGCUCUCAUUUGAGGGUCAGUCCCCCAGUCUACUGCUGCACUUUGAUUUUCACAGCGUGGCUUAAGGGGUGACUACCUAGUGGCUUAAGGGGGUGACUGUCUUGUAUGCAAUGCUGUAGCUUCUGGGAGCAAAUGUAGAUACCCUUAUAAACAGAUCUCCUGUUCACCAGAAAACACUGCUUCUUCAGUGAAAACUGCACAUUUACUAUGUCACUUCUAGUUGCAAAAUGCCAGCCAAAACUACUGCUGGCCUGGCUUGCCCCUAGACACUGAACUGUCUGCAUAAGUGCAACCCAAGUGUCUGACCAGAAAGAAGAAAGUAUAGUAAAUGGAGUCUCUGUGCCCCACUGGAGUCUGACAGAUAACUUCAGCCCAACUUUAGGAUUUUGGGCCUGGAGGCCAGAGGAAGGAGCUGGAGGAAGAGGAGUCACAGAGAGACCCAGUCCUCAGACUGGUUUUGGGUGAGAUCUCUGAUCAUCUAUAGGAGCUUAUUUCCUCAGGUGAGAAUUCCAGAAGGGGAACUGCUGUUCUUCAAGGCUGUGGACACUGUUUGCUGAUGUCAUCAUGCUGGCCUUGCUGCCCAUGUGCUUGUGGAGAUGUGCAAAGGACAGGUGCCUUGCACUCCCUUCCAAGGACACCUCAGCACAGGCCCUGCCUGUUCCCAUGGUGCUUCUCACCCUGAACCUACAUAGCCUCAGCCAGGGAGAGAGCAGAUGAACAAUGAGCUGGUAUCCAGACCUCCGGGGACAGAGAGGGCUUGGAUUUUUCUUUGACUUUUUUCUCCCUUUCCCAGAUCUUCAAUACUUGUUGUGAUGUGACAGCCACAAGAGCCGUAAGAAGAACUGUGGGCUUUGGGUACUUCCUUGGGUUUGAGAGAGGGUUGAGGGUGGGUGGGUGGGUGGGAA
Molecule: messenger RNA, 4138 nt
Organism: Dipodomys ordii (Ord's kangaroo rat)
Lineage: Eukaryota; Metazoa; Chordata; Mammalia; Rodentia; Heteromyidae
Gene: Rtl5
Product: retrotransposon gag domain containing 4
Exons: 2
Coding region: 340-2064 (574 amino acids)
Source: RefSeq, a predicted model, not a curated record